Durusdinium trenchii is the source of this 1267-nucleotide messenger RNA. NCBI's taxonomy places the organism in Eukaryota, Dinophyceae, Suessiales, Symbiodiniaceae. The record is from the annotation of a GenBank genome assembly.
CAUAUUAUAUGUAUACAUGCUCACACUGUUCAAGGUCCUGCCAUGGUGACGAGGGUCUGCAGUAUCCUUCCUUGGAAUGGUAAAAGGCCGUGCAGAAGUUGCUUUGCCGGAGAAUCACCUGCAUAUCUAGCCGAAUCGUGGUGGCCAUGCAGAUCAGGUGGAUUUCAUCUGCUGCAUGCGUUUUGGCGGUUAAGGGGGGUUCGGAUAGCAGUUGUGAGAUUUUUAUGGGAAAGCAACUUUCUGCCUGGCAGAUUACGAAGAAAGCUCUUUGGGAUAGGGUGCGGGGAGCAUCCUUGGAGAUUUCUAUGCAACAGGGACCUUUGCUUCAGAUGUCCUUGGAGCUAGAGGAGAUGCCGGGAGCACCAGCAGAAUGUCCUUUGGGAGUACUUGCCAUCCAACUCUUCCUCCUGGACAUGCUGAGGGCGCUGCCUCAGCACUCACAGCAGGCCGAGACAGCGGCCUGGUUAGAAAAGUUAAUUCGUGAAGCAAUUUUCCUGAGAAAUUGGUCGGACAUCAUCAGCUCUGGCUGGCCAAUCUUUGGUCUUCUUGCACGGCUUUCAAUGCUUGGGACACCCGGCCAAACAGACACUGACGUUUGGCACAAGCUCAUAGCAAGAAAGCUGGUAGCACCAUCAGUCGAUCAAUUGCAGGAGAAUAUCCAGGACAUUGUGAACCUUGAGCUGGCUGCAGCCGACCAGCCUUCCCGUUCGUUGUUUAGCAACUUUUUCAAUCCUGGUUCAACUUCACUUUGGACUGAUUUGUCCUCGAGGAGUCAAGAAUACAUUUUCCAGGAGGCUAUCCUGGGAGGCGGUUCACAAGCGCCAGCAUUUGCAGCAUAUUAUUUCCUCAAGAACUUGCGCACAGAAUUCGCGGGUUUCUCUGGCCCAGUGGACCCUUUUCUUCACCAAGUUCUUGCAAAUUUGAAGUCUGCUGACUUCAACUGCUGGGAUGUGGGCGCUGCACCCGUGCCAAAGAGUAACAACCCGGAUGAGCCAUCUGAUGUUUGGCAAAUUUGCUCGGACUUUGGGCUCAAAACUCGCGCGUUUGAGCCCUCGAAGAGUGGCUACGGACGUCUCCAAGCAAGCGCAUCGAGAUCAUUGCAGAUGCACAGACUUGCGCUCUCGAAUUUCACAGGGGAGGCCUACUUCAAUCGUGGCGGUCAAGUCACAGGUUCUUUGGGCACCCGAGGCUGUGGCUUGGAAGCAAAUUCAGCGCCAUGAAAUGUAGCAUGAGAUCACGUGCUGAGACUCACAACGAGGAUGGGGGA